Messenger RNA from Cylicocyclus nassatus, 830 nucleotides. The record is from the annotation of a GenBank genome assembly. NCBI's taxonomy places the organism in Eukaryota, Metazoa, Nematoda, Chromadorea, Rhabditida, Strongylidae.
AGGAUAUUGGCUGAUGGAUUGCAAAUGUACAUAGAUGACGAUGAUGCCAUGAUGUUUACGCCAAUUGCCGUCAAAAAACUCCCUCCAGCCAAAUAUUUGUCUAAAAUGGCUUAUGACUGCGAACUCGAACGGAUUGCUAAUACGGCUGUGACAGUGAAAUGGAGUGGAGAAGAGUGCGACCAAUACUCUGAACAAACUAGAGGAUACUUCCUCAGCUUUGCCUUCGGUGAUAUGACCUUGUUGGACUCUUUUGAGAAAGAAUUUUCAAUCAUGCGAAAAUUCAACAUCACAGAUCAAUGGGUAACAUAUACUAACGACACGUUUGGGUACACAAGAAAUUAUGCUGAUCUGAUGCGUGCUAAUGCGUCUAGAAUAGGUUGUGCAAGCAAGGGAUGUCACGGUGUUGGAGCCUGGUACACUGCGUAUUUUUGCGUCAUCAACCAGGAGGCUAUUCAAAUUGGAGACCCCAUUUAUGAAAUAGCCACUGACAAUAAUGGCGCAAAAGGGGUUACCGACAAUAAUGGUCUAACGGCUGAAUGUGAUCCCUUAAUCUCUGAUGAAGAGUCAACGACUUCGACCGUUACAUCCACAGCAGCAUUUUCCCAUGCAAGUUCUCCUGAAUCACAAUCUACUUCAAGUUUGCAAUCCAUUAGUCAACAAUCCACUACAAGUUGGCCAUUUACUACUGCAUCUACAAAAAGUAUAAAAUCAACAAGACAAUGCGUCACAAGGCCACGUUGUGCCCCUGCAAAGUCAAGGAAAGCGAGAGCUGCAAAUUUUAGAGAAGUGCCGUAUCACGUUUGAAAGUUUGUUAUUUUUGCUGAUUUUAC